GUCCUUCUGUAGCAGACAGACUGCUGUGGGAGAAAGCUCGAAGUACCCCCGCUUUCCGCAUGACUAGAUAAUAAUGUGACAAGAGUGCUGGAGCAAUUAUUCACACGUGCAGAGACUGAGUCACUGUAAACCGCGCAGUUUGUCCGAGCGCGAGCAAGUGCCAGUCACUCACAUUACAUCUGUCGCCUUUCGACUAGAUUGUCGUGUGUUGACGUACUGUCUCUCCGGGAAAACUACUGUGAAAUAAACAGCGAGUCAGCGACAGUAAACGAGGUCUUACCAAGCGAGUAUUUUGUCGACGCGAGAAACACAGCAAGUGUCGUACGUUUGUUCAGGAAAGGCACCAUCUUUAAGCUACAAUGAAGCAGAAUCCAAAGACUGAAAGAAUGUUGAUGAUCCUCUGUCUCCUUUUCAUUUUGGGUCAAGCAGCAACAGAGAAUGACAUAGACUUUAAGACAUGUGGAACAUGGCGCCAUGGCAAUGUAUCCCGAAAUCUGAAAUCUGAUUUGACAACAGGCUGUAAGGAACUCGUGAUUUCAGCAAACAAUAACACGCUCUAUAUUCAGGGCAGUAUCACAGCGAAGUGCACACAUUCUGGAUCCAUUCUUCUAGACUCAAGCCCUCAAAAGAAUCAAAGUAAUUUCUGUGUAUUCUGGGAGCCACUCCUGGACAUGCUGAUAGUGGAGGUGAAUGGAAAGAACCGUACUCUGUGUGGCUCAAGUGGCCUUCAAGAAAACUGCUGCACUGACCUCUCACCAGGGUACCAGAAAUAUGCUGGUCUGUAUGGUAUUGUGAAUGGCAGCGUCAAAGGUGAUAUCAUCCAGCACAAUAUCAUGGAAGUAUAUGUAUUUAAUGGGGCUUCAGCCAACUGCAAGAAGAAGUUCUGCGAUGAGGCAAGCCAGAAGUCCAAGGGAGAAGACAUGAUAGAGGAAGUGGUGAUGAAAUCGAAUGCAACAGGUCAUGUGGAUCUACCUUGUGCCCAGAGCACUGUCAUUGAAAUGGAAGAGGGCUUCAUGGGACAGAGUUUUACUCUGCCUACCCCCCGAAGUGUACCGGCAAACACAAUACCAUCAGUUUAUCUUCCCUCCUGCCUGAAACCAGCAUCAAGUAAAAAAUCAAAAGUGGUUUGUACAUACUACAGGAACAGUACAUCACUGAAAAGAUUUCAGAGGGAAUCGUCUGAUUUAAUCAUUCUGGAUGACGUAGUUGGAAUCUCUGUGGAGAACAAGAUCAUCACCAACCUCCCAGAACCUGUCAGAAUCAGGUUCCAUCACUCUACCUUGCCAGCUAACCAUUCUACAAGAUGUGUUUCAUGGGACACAAGAAAAGACAAUGAAGUGAUGUGGAGGUCAGAGGGUUGUCUAACAUUUAACAUAAAUACAACAGAGACAGAGUGCUGUUGUAAUCACCUUACAUACUUUGCUAUUCUUGUGCAAAUGGAACAGAGGGCUACAGUUCGCCAUCUAGAGGCUCUGACAUACAUUACUGCUGUGGGCUGCGCUGUUUCCUUAGUGAGCUGCUUAGUUCUCUUCUACUGGCUCUGUAAACAGAGGAAGAAAAACCAGUCCUCACUGGUGCAUCGUGGUCUGGUGGUGGCAAUAUUUCUUUUGUGUCUGUUCUUCAUCCUUACCGGUACAAUAGCAAAUGUGGAAAACAUCACAGUGUGUAAGAUAACGGGGACUCUCCUGCAUUAUGCUUUACUUUGCACACUGAGCUGGAUGGCUAUGGAAGUGUUUCACACAUUCUUAUUAGUCCGCAAGGUGUUCAGCUCAACUCUCCAGCCUUGGGUCUUUUACUUGGGGGGCUUUGGUCUCCCAACUCUGCUAGUCUGUAUACUACUCCCUAUAGAUGAUAUUUAUGGCAAAAGAAAGAUUGUGCCAAGUGAAGAUGUCACCAAACCUUACCAUAUGUGCUGGAUGUUGGAUACAUACAAUAGCAGAUUGGCUCAUUACAUUAUUAAUAUUGGCUUACUGGCUAUUGUGGUGAGCUCUGGUGCAGUCAUGCUUUUCCUUGUGGUGAAAGAGAUAUGGAACCGACCUGAGUGGAGGAAAAAUCAUGUGGCUUUUCUCAGCAUCUGGGGCCUCACCUGUCUAUUUGGAACAACAUGGGGCCUGGGUUUCCUCAACUUUGGCCCUCUCUCAGAGGCCACCCUCUUCCUCUUCUGUAUUAUAAACUCCUUACAAGGAUUUUUUCUUUUGCUGCGUUACUAUGCUCUUGAAUGGAUGAAAAAGAAGAAAGAGUCCAGUUCAGAAGGGAGCAGUACAGGAUCUUCAAAACAACAUAUGCUACAGACUUAUGAAAAGAGUUAAAAGUCUGGUGAUGCUAAAACAGUGUUUUUCUGAAAUGGCAAAAUUUAAUCUCUACUUUGAAAAGAAACUAUAAAAGGAUUAUCCACGAGGGCAUUUGUAAAGAUCCUUUCUCAUCCUGUAGGUCAGGAUGGUGAUUGGUCCUUAGAUGACACUGCACUGAUAUUUAGUCACAGGACAUUUGGUAAUUCAGCAUGAAUGCUUUACCUGUCAUAAGCUGUAUUUCUGUAAAUAUAUUGUUUUUUAUGUGCAUAUAAUAAUUUUUCUUUUUCAAGCGAGCCUUGCACUUUAGCUUAAUUUUUUAAACUACUGUUGUGAGAUUCAAAUAGGAUUUUUAUCAAAGCGCUUUUAGUGAUGAAUGAAAAACAUUUCAUUUUGUCUUGGUCAUACAAAUAGUGGUGUUUGAUAUGAGAUUAAGUGGUUGUGUACAUUUUCAGCCCGCAUCUUUAUUGUGUAAUAGCCACAAAGAAAACUGCCAGAAGCACAUUCCUCAAUUGUAUUUUUAUACUCAAUGUGAAUGGCAAACUGUAUAUUUUGUUCAGUUCUUUCUGACAUAAUUGGCACUUUUAUUCAUUCUGAGGAGUUUUGUGACGAAGUAGAGUUUAACACAAAGUGGACUGAAAUCAUAUUGUACUUUUAUGUCUAUUGUAUAAGUAUUUGUAAAAUACCAUGUUGUACUUCUUGAAUCAGCCUAUGCUCACUUUUAUCGGAGGCCGAUGUGUUAUCCAUUGUGAAAUAAUUUAUGAGAAGAAACUGUUACUCUAUUUUCAACACAUAUUAACUUUGGAGACUGCUUGAAAUUUAGUUUCUUCCCUUUUAUUAUAAUUUGUUUUAUUACAAGGAACAAUUAAAAUAACUUCACAUAAAUACUUAUCUCCAAAAAAAUAAAAUAAAACACAGUAUCUUCCAUAUCUCUUCUAUCCUG
Messenger RNA from Myxocyprinus asiaticus (Chinese sucker), 3231 nucleotides. Its product is annotated as adhesion G-protein coupled receptor G5-like. The record is from RefSeq and is a predicted model, not a curated record. Gene Ontology annotation, cellular component: membrane. Bases 360 to 2309 code for a protein of 649 amino acids. Gene Ontology annotation, molecular function: G protein-coupled receptor activity. The transcript is spliced from 14 exons. Lineage: Eukaryota; Metazoa; Chordata; Actinopteri; Cypriniformes; Catostomidae. Gene Ontology annotation, biological process: adenylate cyclase-activating G protein-coupled receptor signaling pathway; cell surface receptor signaling pathway.